AUGGCGGACGAGACCCCAUCCUCUCCCCCGAGCGGCGGAUGGGCCAGCAUACAGGAGGAGCUGGCCUACUACAAGUCGCAGUAUGAGACGCUGGAAACGGAGUUGCAGGAAUUCCAGAACUCGAGCAAGGAGCUCGAGGCCGAACUGGAGCGCGAUGUGGAGGAAAGCGAGAAGCGGGAGCGCAAGCUGCAGGAGAAGGCGGAGCGCCUGGGCUUCGAGGUUGAGGAGUGGAAGUCCAAGUACAAGCAGAGCAAGACGGAGGCCAACAACGCACAAAACACGCUGCAAAAAGAGAUCACCGCACUUCGCGACGGACAACGCACGCUACAGCUCAAGCUACGCGACAUUGAGGUGCAAAGCGACGACUUCGAACGGCAGGCGCGACACCAGAUGUCCUCACUGGAAGACGUGGAAUCGAAAUACAACGUUUCAAUCGAGCGCGCUGUCAUGUUGGAGGAGGAGCUCAAGAUCGGCGAGCAGGAGCGUGAAGGUCUGAGGAUAGAAACCCAACGGUUGCGGGACGAGUUGGGACUCGUUGCGGCCACGCUCGCCAGCUUCGGAAGCAUCGACGACCGCGACUACCCUCUCUUCUCCCACCGCGGCGUCAACCCCUCCACGCAACAAAGAAGCUCCACGAUCCGAUACCACACCGCCGUCACCGCCAUUGUCGGACGCGCCUGUCUCCACUCGAACGGUACCUUCCACGCCUAUGCCCAAGCGCAAGGGAUCCAUUGCUCUCGACCCAGGUGCUACACCUCGCGCUGGUCUGCACCAGUCGAGACAGCCAAGGCAUUCGCGUGGUCCAAGCAUACCCGCAGCACCCAGGCAAAGCAUGGGCACGAAUGGGCGUGUAACGCCAUCGAUCAGGACGACGGCACCUGCGCAGCGGGGCCCACGACCCAGUGUCGGAGGCAAUGUGCCAGCAGCGGGUUUGCCGAGGUCUGGUUCUCUUUACCAGAUUCGAGGGCUGAUUGGCAAGAUGCAGAAACUCGAAGAACGGGUGUACUCCGCGCGCUCCAAGCUUCCCGCGCCGACAAAUACACCGCCACGAGCCAGCCCACGGAAUGGAAGCGCAUUGGGACACCACGUUCCCAACAACGUUACAUUGCGAAGCAGCAGAAAACGGUCCUCGCAUGCUUCAGCAGCGUCUUCAGUCAACCAAGGAGCUGCCGACUCUGGGGGGUGUCAGCCGACUUUCGUUCGGCAUGUCCAGCUCGCGCGAGCCGACUAGCAGCCGGCCCAGCAGCCGCGCAUCGGUAUCAUCCCAAGCUGGUCGACCGGAGAGCAGGACUGGCAUGCAGCGGCCAGAAAGCAGGAGCGGUUUACAACGACCCGAAAGCCGAGGCAGCACAAGAACGCCGCUGGGUCAUUACUCGAGCUCUUCCAUUAGCUCACGUAUACAACGUCCGCGAAGCUCCUUGA
Molecule: messenger RNA, 1422 nt
Organism: Parastagonospora nodorum SN15
Lineage: Eukaryota; Fungi; Ascomycota; Dothideomycetes; Pleosporales; Phaeosphaeriaceae
Exons: 3
Coding region: 1-1422 (473 amino acids)
Biological process (GO): microtubule nucleation; mitotic centrosome separation; centrosome localization
Cellular component (GO): centrosome; kinesin complex; kinetochore
Molecular function (GO): microtubule binding
Source: RefSeq, a predicted model, not a curated record